AAAAAUAUCCCCAAAAAAUAAUCACCCACAAAGUAACAUAUACAAGGUAACUCUUUGAAAAUUGUAUCUGCGCAAUUUAAUUAAUACAUUAGGGUUCGAAGGUAUAGCCUGCCUGAUUGAUUCAGCACAGCAGUUAGAAAGUGGUACGUCAUAUUAUCGGAAAUUUCGAGGUAUAAACUUUUACGUCAAUCAAGUUCUGUAAAAUAGACACACGCAAUGGUACGUGUUAACACGGAACUAUAGGUUUAAACAGUUUAAACUUUACUUUGUUUAGUAUACUCAAGCGAACUGAGGUUCAUAUAAAUCGAGUCUAAUUAAUAGUUUACAAACGAGAUAUAUGUUGUGCCAAUAUCUAGCAUCACCAGUCUGUUAUUUAAAUAGGCUUAAUCGUUAAGUUGUUACAAUUAACUAUACUUUAACAUAACGCAGAUCACUGUAGGGGUUAUUUCAAUUACUAUUGGUCAUUAUGAAGUGCAUUUGGUUUGUGUUGCUUGUAGAGGUUAUCAGCGUAGUUGAUUCAUAUCGACCACUGACCAGCAGGGGAAGUAUCGAUCUGUAUUUAACUUCCAAGUUAGAGAUUCCCUACAGAAUGUGCAUGCCCAAAGCUCCUGAUUACGUUCACGCAACAGCAAGACCGAGCAACCCAUCUUUGCCCCACAAGUUCAACGUGACCAUUCUUGAAAUAAAGAAACUCAGCUUUAUAGUUGAAAUAGAGCGAGUUGACCAAGCUGCAGGGUGGGAUAGGAUGCUGAUAACUGUGGAUUGGUCCUUGUAUAUAGGUAAAGGAAUAGGUUAUCAGAAUCUGAUCCUUUGGUUCCCUAAUGCUGUAGAUAGAAGAGGAAUGAACCGUAACACAGCAUCGAAGUACUGCACUGACAUGGGCGGUCGAUUGGUGGAUAUUGUGGAUAAAGCGAUGUACGACGUAGUUUAUAACUACUGUCGACAAACCAUCGUAUUCGGAUUACAGAGUGCGACUAACAUUUGGCUCGGUUCAAGUUAUAACACAACGACUGAUACAGUGACACAGAGCAACGGGAAACCUGGUUAUCAUGGAGAUUGGACCCCUGGUGGUUAUCCAUUGAGAGGAAGUGGAUGGGAGACGCACACCGGAUUGGGCCUUCAGAUCCAAUCACCAAGAUCAACCAGCACCACCCACGGAAUGUUUAAUUAUCGCCCGACAUCGUUUCAUACCACUACACAAUUAUGUUCAACUAAUCUAAUGUAACUUAGUUAGCAUAAGUUGGAUGGUGAAUGAAUUAAUAUUUAAAUGGGUGAAUGUAACGUAUAUACAAGGGUCGAAUUAGUAGCGUG
Molecule: messenger RNA, 1311 nt
Organism: Ciona intestinalis (vase tunicate)
Lineage: Eukaryota; Metazoa; Chordata; Ascidiacea; Phlebobranchia; Cionidae
Source: RefSeq, a predicted model, not a curated record